GCUUGCUUGUUUUGGCGGCCCCUGGUGAGCGCGUACCGGCGUACCACAAAAGUGAUGUGAAACAAGAAAACAUCAUGGCACCGAGCAGCAGCGCGCCGCUUAGCCACGCUCAAACGCUCCGUAGCUUUUUCCAGGUCAACUGCCGCGUCAAAGACUACCAGGCUCACUCGUCCAAGGUGCACUCGGUGGACUGGAGCUGCGAUGGACGGCGGUUGGCCUCUGGGAGCUUCGACAAGACCGUCAGCAUCUUCGCCCUGGACAAGGAUCGCAUGGCAAAGGACCACGUCUUUAAGGGCCACGGAGACAGCGUGGACCAGCUCUGCUGGCACCCCUCCAACCCGGACCAGUUGGCGACCGCCAGUUUGGACAAGACAGUGCGUCUGUGGGACGCUCGCACCCAGAAGUCGGUCACCGUCGUCGGAACAAAAGGGGAGAACAUUAACAUCUGCUGGUCGCCCGACGGGCAGACGAUAGCGGUGGGCAACAAGGAGGACCUGGUGUCCUUCAUCGACGUGCGCUCCCACAAGGUGCGCACGGACCAGCAGUUCAAGUUCGAGGUGAACGAGAUCUCCUGGAACAACGCAAACACCCACUUCUUCCUCACCAGCGGGCAAGGGUGCAUACACAUUCUCAGCUACCCAAGCCUGCAGCUGGAGAUGGUUCUGGGGGCCCACCCGGCCAACUGCAUCUGCAUCGAGUUCGACCCCACUGGCAGGUACUUUGCCACAGGCAGUGUGGAUGCUCUCGUCAGCCUCUGGGAUGUCGAGGAGCUGGCGUGCGUACGCACCUUCUCCCGGUUGGAGUGGCCUGUGAGAACCAUCAGCUUCAGCCAUGACGAAAAAAUGCUAGCGUCUGCUUCGGAAGAUCUUCUCAUCGACAUUGCAGACGUCGAGACAGGGGAAAAGAUUUUCGAGGUGCCCUGCGAGUCGCCGACGUUCACAAUAGCCUGGCACCCCAAGCGCCACCUUCUGGCCUUUGCCUGCGACGACAAGGGGGAAAGGGACCAAGACGCGGGAACGGUCAAGCUCUUUGGCCUGCCUAGCUCCUCGUGAGUGCGCCUGGAGAAGGCAGCUCUGCCACCACAUUUUUGUAAAUAAACGGGAUUCAUCGUCAGUAUAA
Molecule: messenger RNA, 1119 nt
Organism: Ixodes scapularis (black-legged tick)
Lineage: Eukaryota; Metazoa; Arthropoda; Arachnida; Ixodida; Ixodidae
Gene: tex
Product: THO complex subunit 3
Biological process (GO): mRNA export from nucleus
Cellular component (GO): THO complex part of transcription export complex
Molecular function (GO): protein binding
Source: RefSeq, a predicted model, not a curated record